This is a messenger RNA of Oryza sativa Japonica Group (Japanese rice), 1868 nucleotides long. RefSeq lists its product as uncharacterized. Lineage: Eukaryota; Viridiplantae; Streptophyta; Magnoliopsida; Poales; Poaceae. The record is from RefSeq and is a predicted model, not a curated record.
CAGCGCACAAGCAGUAUCCACAGGUAAAUCCUUUAGCCAGAGAAACCCUAUCUCUUACCAGAAUCAAUCCCCUCCUCAUCGGCGGCGCCCAUGGCCCCUUCCCGGAUCUCCUCAUCGGAGUCGGAGCGCCCUGUUGGGAGCUAUCGCUUCCACAUCCCCCGCCAACCACCACGCAUCCAAGCUGAGGGAGGCAAGCGCCACAUGAUCAUAGGUGACCGCCGCCAUGGGGGCACUGCACUUUGGCGCCGUGGCUCGAUGUUGCCGCCUUCACUUCCUCGUUGGGGUGUGGAAGAUGGCCAUGGGCAUGUGGAUGGAAGCAGCAGGCAACAUCCAUCGGAAUUGGGCUUCUCCUCUGCCCUUUCAGUGCCGAUAGGCGGGUGGAUCUGGAGGUUGGCGGCUGCACAAGCUCAUGGGGAAGUGAUUGAUGGUGGCCGAUGUGAAGAUGAAGCUGGCGAUCACAUGCAGCCACCUCCAGCAUCCUCUGCUUCUAUGGCAAUGUUGUCCGAAGAGCGGAUCUCAGCCUCAGGAAUUGUGGUGCGAGAACGGCAGCUGCAUGGAUACGGGGAGCGGCCCUUCCAGCCAUGUUUGGCAACCAUGGCAGCAAAGGGGACAGCAAGAGAGAUCUCAACUAAGAAAAUUGCCAAGAAGGAUCAUGGGGAAGUGGGUGAUCUCACUAUGGCUGUGCUGAUGCCCAGCUGGACCUCCACUGGCAACCACAGCAGUAGGAACCCCACCCGAUGCCUGGAACAGUUACCGGAGCCGUCGAAGCGGGCUCACAGCGAGGCGUAUGGCAACAUGCAGCUGGCUACUGGGGACCUCAUCGUUGGCCUCCACAAGCAGGCCACCAUCACUGUCCCCCCACCCAACAUUUCUGAGAUUGGUGGUCAUCUGACUGCACACAAGAAUAAUGAGAUGACUAUGGGCAAGGGAGUGCAGCACACCAUAGAUGUCUCCGUUGCCAAGGAGGCAACCCGCUCAUUGGUCAGCAGUGCCAGGCAGAGCAGGAGAGGGCCAUAUGAGUGCCGCAAGUGUGGAACGAUGUUCAGCAGUGGACAAGCACUUGGUUGGCACAUGAAGAGUCACAACUCAGACGAGCGAUGGGGUGACAAGAGGGUUCCCAGUGCCUUUGUUGGAUCAUUUUUAUCCCUUAUCACUCCAAUAGAUGUCAGUAAUGUUUCUGUUCCUAGCAGCCGCAACCCUCAUACAUCCUCCAUCCCCAACAAAGAGGAGGGGAGGGUGCUGGUGAUGGGGGCUGCACCUCUCAACGGCGUACCCAAGGGUAGUUUCCGUCUCUUUGGUGAAAACAUUGCUGAAGCUCCCAAGGAAGAACCAAUGGAGUAGGUUGUAUGCCAGUUAUUAAUUCAGAAAUGGCAAACUGAUAAUCAAAUCCUCUGUUUUUUUUUCAUUUUCCCUUGUGAUGUGCGGUGUGCACAACAAAGUUUGUUAGCUUAGGCCGAUUCAAUCGGAUCGUGGGAUGGCAUGUUCUGAGGGUAUCAUGAGUUGAGUCGCUGGGAAUGUGGGAUGGCAUGUUCCAAGUCUUGGCUGCUAUGGAGCUAUAUAAUUCACCUGUAAUUCAAUUAGAUUUUCCAGUUGGAGAAAUAGAGAAUAAAAUCAUCGAAACAGAGCUCUCUCUGCUGAUAUUGUUCAUAAUCUUGGAAGGUCUCCUGGGCUCGAUGCCCACAAUGUAAAUUAAGUUAGGAGAGCAUAUGAUUGAGGUCUGCUAGUGUUUUAGAGGCUUAAAGUUUGGAAUGGUGAUGGGGUGUUUCCGAGUUUUGUAUAAUUAACUAUUGGUAGUGCAGCAUCACAAACAUGUGAACUUAGAAAUAUCUGGGACAGACAAGGAGCAGCAAGACAAGGUGAGGAGGGAG